This is a messenger RNA of Gossypium arboreum, 1566 nucleotides long. RefSeq lists its product as uncharacterized. The coding region runs from base 1 to 1566 and encodes 521 amino acids. The record is from RefSeq and is a predicted model, not a curated record. NCBI's taxonomy places the organism in Eukaryota, Viridiplantae, Streptophyta, Magnoliopsida, Malvales, Malvaceae. The transcript has a single exon.
AUGGGCAUUGUGAAGUUCGAUGAUCCCAUAAAACCUAAUGUGGCGGGAAACCCGUUACCCAGUCAUUCAGACAAUGGGGUAAACGCGAUAAACGAAAGUGGAGGAAGGAGAACUAAAAUGGACGUAUCGGAGGUAAAGACCCCGAUGAGAUGGGUUUGGAAGAAAAUGGUGGAAGAAGGUUUACUUAUACAAGGUUUAGAGGAGAAGCCUGAAGGAGGGAAGUACUAUUGUGAAUUCUACGAUGAGGAAGGGCAUGAGAUCCAAAAGUGCAAUGAAUUCAGGGCUCUGGUACAGAGAUUGAUAGAAAAUAAAGAGAUCGAAUUCUUUGAGUACACCGAGGGCCCGAAGGGAGAAGAUGUGUGCACGUCAGAGCAAUGGCCGACCAACAUUGUCCGAGGGGUCAAUCAUCCGGUCGUAAUUAUAUCCCGACCAAGAGUCAAUGAAGUCGGAGUACCAAUUGCGCCAAAGGUCAUAAUUCAAAAACCCAUUACUUUCCCUUAUAAGGAUAGCAAAAGGGUUCCUUGGAAUUACAACUGCAACGUAACGAUUCCGGGAAGGGAGAAUCCAGUUGGCACUUCGGAGAAAGGUCAAGACAAGGGUUUCUAUACAUGCAGCGGAAGGCGUUAUACUUCGAACACAAAGGCAGAAUCAGCUAAAGGAAAAUCUAUGGUCAUUGAACAAGAAAAGGAAAAGACGACCAGACCUGAAUCACCCGUCAAUGAGCCUGUAACUGAAAAAGAGGCUAAAGAAUUCUUAAAAUUCUUAAAACACAGCGAGUACAGCGUUGUGGACCAAUUGCACAAACAACCAGCUCGCAUAUCCGUACUAGCCUUGCUCUCGAGUUCAGAAACUCACCGAAGUGCAUUGAUGAAGGUUUUAAAUGAAACAUAUGUUGCGGAUGACAUCUCUGUCAAAAAACUCGAUCGUCUGGUUAAUAACAUCAGCGCGGAUAAUUUUGUUUUCUUUAAUAAUGAUAAAAUACCACCGGGAGGCAUGAGAUCUACAAAGGCCCUACACAUUACCACUCGCUGCAAAGGAUACACAUUGCCAGGGGUAUUGAUUGAUAAUGGAUCAGCAUUGAAUGUCAUGCCCUUGUCCACGUUAAAUAGGUUGCCAGUGGAUAACUCUCACAUGAAGACAUGUCAAAACGUCGUGAGAGCAUUCGACGGUACGGAAAGAAAAGUGAUGGGAAGGAUCGAGAUACCUCUCUUGAUUGGCCCAAAUACAUACAAUGUGGACUUCUUGGUAAUAGACAUCAAGCCAUCAUACAAUUACCUGUUGGGGAGACCGUGGAUUCACUCGGCGGGGGCAGUGCCGUCAUCCCUACACCAAAAGUUAAAGUUGGUAACUGAGGGCAGGUUGGUAACGAUAAACGCGGAGGAAGAUAUUAUUGCAUCCGUCACCAAUGACGCACCGUACAUAGGUGCGGAUGAUGGGGCGAUAGAAUGUUCCUUUCGAUCGCUAGAAUUCGUCAAUGCUACAUUCAUUGUCGAAGGAAACAAGAUCCCGAUGCCCAAAAUAUCCAAAGCUACGAGGAUGGGCCUGCGAUUGACAGUCGGCAAAUGA